Coccomyxa subellipsoidea C-169 is the source of this 894-nucleotide messenger RNA. RefSeq lists its product as hypothetical. The transcript has 6 exons. NCBI's taxonomy places the organism in Eukaryota, Viridiplantae, Chlorophyta, Trebouxiophyceae, Coccomyxaceae. The record is from RefSeq and is a predicted model, not a curated record. Bases 1 to 894 code for a protein of 297 amino acids.
AUGGUGGGCUCGGUGCCGGACAUGAGCGCGAACUGGGCUGCAAAGGUGGCUGUGAGCACAGAGCAACAGGCAGAUGCGGUACAGAUGGCGCAAGUGUACAUCACCAUGGCCCAGCAGUUCAUCAGCGGUGGCCUCAACCUGCCUGCCAUCGAGGCUCAGCGGCAGUUCUAUGGGGACCUGGACAGCACACACCCCACACCCCUGCAGUAUGAGGAUUUCAAGGUGCCCCUGGAGAAGGGUGCUGUGCGGCUGGGAAUCCUGCAGCCCCCGCCAGCCCUGUGCAAGGCUGCAGGAGCAGCCGCAUCAGCAAUCGAGUCUGUCCUGCCCGCAGGGUCCAAGCCGCACGCAACAGCUCCGGAGAGCAUGCACAUUACAGUCUUCAUGACAUCGCAGCCGGCCGACCCGCGCCCGGACCCCUUCAACGAGUUUGGCGGCGGGCAGAGCCGCACGCUGGCAGAGGGCCGCAUUCCUGCCCCCCAGCCGCCUGUGCUGACUGCAGAGAAGGACGCCUUCCGCACCCUGGCCGCCCAGACAUCCGCCCCAAUCCUCGAGGUGCACAGCAUCGUCUUUGCAGCAAGCGGCACGCUGCUGCUGUGCUGCGUGGACAUCAGCGGCGUUUUGGCCGGCCUCCGCACCAAGAUUCGCAGGGUCUUCCCAGGGGGGCCGAUGAAGCAGAGCAGCAUCUUCCAUGUGACCCUGAUGCGCAUCCUGGAGCCGCAGGCCAUGAGCAGGGAUCAGGUGGAGGCCAUUCACACAGCCUGCCAGCAGGAGACAGAGCGGCUGAAGGGCACGCAGUUCACUGCCUCUAGCCUCUGGUAUGUGCAGGAGUGGCAGUUCACAACGGUGAAAGGCGAGCGUGAGGAGAUGCCUUUUGCCAAGGAACAAAGCAGCUGA